AUGGAAGAUCCUCGAAGGCGUCCCGCCGGCGCGCCGCCUUCCCGCGGCCCGGCUGGCCCUUCUCCCGUCCGCAAUCCCGGGGGAAGCCCCAUGACUAGCAAUGCCUCUCGGCGCGGCCCGUCCAGCACUACUGGCGCCGGCGGCGGAGGCGGCGGGAGCUCAGCGGGCCGCGGGAGAGCGCGGCCGCUCAGGGGAACUUCCGGCACUUCCGCUCCGCCAGCUCAAAGGGGCGCGGGGGGCCCUGUCGCAGCUCCGCCAGCUAAGUCCGCCGCCGCAGGUAGGGGCGCGAGGAGUGGGAAAGGUUUGCGCAUGCGCCCGGCGCGCCCGCGCGUGCAGUUGCGGAAGUACCCCGGAUUAAAGCCCGCCAUAUCGAGCUAUAGUAAGCUACGCGCGCGCGCCACGGGACAGCUCGUGGAGCCGAAAAAGCGCCUGCGGUUCAGCGAUAAGGUGGAGGUUGCCACGUGGGACGCUGACGUGGACGACGAUCCCGGCGCCAACUUAGCAGCAGCUGCUGCCUCAAGUUUACCCGCUAAUAGCAAGAGGCUUUUUCCCCGAAAUGUGCUUCUCGGCGCCGCGGAAAGUAUCAACGACGCUGCGGGAGGUUUGUUCGGGCAGUCCAAAAGGGAGCUUCCUAAGGAUCUGCCCACAGAGUUUGUCCGAGACGCUCCGAGAUCGAAGGAGUUAAAGAAGGCUUAUAAAAAGGAGAUGCGCGCGCGGGGCGACAGUGAUUAUGCUAAGAAGGAGCACCGACCAAGGACCAAGAAGGACGGCGAAACGCGAGAGCGGAAGGCGGUCGCUGGCGGGCAGACAACAAAUAAAGGAGCGGGCAGGGGAAAACCCGGCGACAGGUCCGUUUUAUCCAGCGGGGCGCAGUCUUUCGGGCAGCUUGAAACGAAGUCGGAUCGGGCAGCACUGGAAAAGAACGUCAUGGGGACCGGUAGCAGGAGCUUGAAGGAGGGGGCCGCGGAGGGGAUUGAGGAGAAAGUGAAGGUGGAAGGGGAGGAAGAAAGAGUGAGAGAUAACGACGAUAGUGAUGUGAGCGAUAGCGAUAGUGAUAGUAGUGAUGAUGAUGAUGACGAGGAUGAGGAUGGGGAGGAAAAAGUACAAGGGGUCUGGGUAGACGAGGAUGUAGAGUUGUCGGAAGGGGAGGAAGACGAGGAAUGGGGAGAAGAAGGGGUGGAGCAAGGCCAGCUGGAUGCUGACGUGGCACCUGCUGCUGGCAGCCACGUGGCAGCAUGGGACGGCGUGGAGUCCCUCCUCCAUAGGCGCGCCGCUUUCCCCCCGAGGGGCGCAGCUUUCCCCCCGAGGGGCGCAGCCUUCUCCCCGAGGGGCGCAGACUUCCCCCCGAGGGGCGCAACCUUCCCCCGCGGGGCGCAGCCGUCUCUGCAGAUGGGCGCCACUGCAGUGGGAGUGGAGGCGUUGACGCUGGCAGAUAACGACAAAAAGCAGAUGGGCGCAUCUGCAGUCGGAGUGGAGGCGUUGACUUUGAAAGACUCGCUGCCAGAUAACGACAAAAAGCAGGUGCGGAUUGGGGGAGAUAACGACAAGAAGCAGGUAUGGAUACGUGGGUGGCGGCCUGCUGGUAAUGCUGGUGGUGGCGGCGGUGGUGGUGGGAACUACGGUGGUGGUGGUGGGGGUUACGGUGGUGGCGGGGGUGGUGGUUACAGUGGUGGUGGUGGCGGGGGUGGGGGUUACGGUGGUGGUGGGGGUUACGGUGGCGGUGGUGGUUACAGUGGUGGUGGGGGUUACGGUGGCGGUGGUGGUUACAGUGGUGGUGGGGGUUACGGUGGUGGUGGGGGUGGGGGUUAUGGUGGUGGUGGUGGUGGUGGUGGGGAAGGUGGCAUGCCCAGCCGCCAAGGAGCAGGAGGGGGUAUGGGGCAGGGUGGGCGAGCAGGGGGGGCACAGAGGCCGUUGGAUUGGAAACAGCAGGUGGCUCAGAUGAACCAGGCGAGCAAGGAGAAGCAGAAGGACCGCAUUAUGAAGAUGUUAGCUGAUGGCCCUCAGGAUAAAAGCCGCACUGAAUGCAGCAGGCGAGCAAAGGAGAAGCAGAGGGACCGGAUUAUGAAGAUGCUGGCGGAUGGCCCGCAGGACAAGAGAGGAAGUGGCGGUGGGGCCACCCUUCUGGCCAGAUCCACCCCCACUCCCACCUCCACCGCCACUGCCGCUGCCUCCUCCCCCACCACCGCCGCCGCCGCCUCCACCGCCCCCGGUCCUGCCGCCACCCCACCCACCGCCUCCACCCCCACGUCCACCCCCACCACCUCCACCACCCCCGCCGCCUCCACCACCGCUCCCUCCACCGCCACCUCCGCCACCCCUGCCACCCUUGCCGCCCCUGCCACCACCACGCUUCCCACCAGGAGCGGAAGCCGCUGCGACCUUCUCCGCACCGAGGAAGUCGACAGCAAUCUUGAUCCAGACUUCAGUCCGGGCGGCUUCUGGUACUCGCACACCAUCCCUGAAACAGAGAGAACAAGAGCAUUAGCAACAAUUCAACAAUCGGCAGCAGCAGAGACAACAUCGGCAGCAGCAGAGACAACAUCGGCAGCAGCAGAGACAACACCGGCAGCAGCAGAGACAACAUCGGCAGCAGCAGAGACAACAUCGGCAGCAGCAGAAGCAACAACAGUAGCAGCAGGAACAUCAACACCCAUCGCUGGUCCUUCAACAGCACCACCCUUCGUCGACGAUACAUCACCAACACCCGCACAACAGCUUCAACCAACGCCGCGAGAAGCGUUUUCGUUUGGCUGGCUGUCGGUGCCGACGCCAGCCACAGCCAUGGCAACGCGCUGUCCCGUUGUGCCAGCGCAUUUACAUUUCCUAGACGUCACGCAACACAGCACUGUGGUCGUAGUGCCCCCCUCUCCCAACGCGCACCGCCUUUUGGUUCCGAGUGCAGUGGACGGUGAUGGGGUUUCAUGCAGCUGGACUAUGGCCGUCCCCGCCGGCGGACCGUGCGAUGGGGAGCCCGUGCUUUCCGCCCUAGACUUCCUAACGCGGGGCAAGCAGAUCGCUUCUGCUGCCCCUCCGAUUGCGUCGACCUCUGGUGCGGUACCUUUGCCCAGCUCGGAAAAUGGCGAUCAACACGUGCCAGCAACCACUACCCCAACUACGCUAUUAUCCACUCCGAUGCCUGACAACGGUGCAAAUAAGAGCAUCCCUCCAGUUUCGGUCGCUACCACCUCUCGCAGUGCUAACCCAGUCUUGCCUGACAGAUCACUGAAGAAGCGGUAUAGGCAGCGGGUUCUCACCGUCGGCCGACCGGGCGGUCCGACUCAGCCAGCACCGUCAGUUCUUCUGCGACCCACGGAACCAGAACCCGAACCCGCGAAUGAAGACUUCGAAGACUCGAAGGGCAAGCAACUGUCGGUUGAGGAGCUUCAGUUGAAGUGCAAGCAGCAGUGGCAGCGGUAUUUUCCUUGGCUCCUCAUCUCCGAAAACAAGGCCGGCCGCCCCUGCAUGCGCUGCAGCAUCUGCAUGGUCUUCGGUGACCCGAACUACAAAUACGGGCGCAACGGCGAUGGCGGCAUCGACAUCCAGAAGCAGACGAUGCGCAAGCAUCACCACAGUCUGAAACACGAGGCCGCGGUCUCGAGGAAGGAGGAGCGCAACGGCGUGAAGAAAGUGCAGAAGUCCAUUGCUGACUUCCACCGUGGGGACGCUGAUGUCGAGGCAACUCAUGUGCUGCCAAUGGUGCACAACACAACCUUACUGCUGCGCACACGCUACCUCGACUGCGACGACGCGAUGUUUGGCCAGGGUGGAGACGCGUUGGGCCCGUUCCUCGACAAGCACGCAUCAGGGGAGUUCCGCGAGGUCCUCGUUGCUGCCACUGCUUCCGACGGCACAUCGGUCAGCCAUCGAUACCGACUGCACGAGGAGAAAAUCAAGGGGCAGACGAGUGGUGUGGACCACCAAGCAUGUUUGGGGCUGGCGCGCGAGUUCAUCACGACCCUGGUCGGUCGGCUCGACUACCGCCUCAAGGAUCUGUCACACCUCGACGGGGCGAAGCUGUUCAAGCAGGGAUCCUAUCCCAAGAACUAG
This is a messenger RNA of Closterium sp. Yama58-4, 4047 nucleotides long. The record is from the annotation of a GenBank genome assembly. NCBI's taxonomy places the organism in Eukaryota, Viridiplantae, Streptophyta, Zygnematophyceae, Desmidiales, Closteriaceae.